Molecule: messenger RNA, 722 nt
Organism: Carica papaya (papaya)
Lineage: Eukaryota; Viridiplantae; Streptophyta; Magnoliopsida; Brassicales; Caricaceae
Product: RNA binding (RRM/RBD/RNP motifs) family protein
Molecular function (GO): RNA binding
Source: RefSeq, a predicted model, not a curated record
GAAAAAUAUCUCAGGUAAACAGGCCCAUCUGCUACAAUUGCAGAUUUGUAGGCCUGCUUUCUAGAGAAGGAAGCUCUCUCCUCCCCGCGCGGGACAUUUGACAUGGCGGCGCUUGCUAGGCUAGUUGGUAGAAACCUAAAGCCAACAAGUACGACAAGCUCUUCCUUCCUCCCUCUAAUUUCUCGCAGAGGUAUUGCUUCUAAGCUCUUCGUCGGAGGUCUGUCAUUCUACACAACAGAGAAGGGCUUAUCUGAAGCAUUUUCGCAGUAUGGCCAAGUUAUUGAAGCUACAAUCAUCACAGACAGAGUCUCAGACAAAUCAAAAGGUUUCGGAUUUGUGACAUUUGCAUCUGAAGAUGAAGCCGUGAAGGCCCUUACGGAAAUGAACGGGAAGGCACUGAAUGGGCGGGUUAUUUUUGUGGACUACGCGAAACCAAGACCUACUUUUGGCAGCGGAAUGCCAAUAGCAAGAGGACCUCCUGAACUGAAAACUGAAGAUUAACAGACAGGAAUAAGAGGUACUUUGUAAAGGCUAGCAAGGAAAAGGAGAAAACCAACAGUCUAUUCAACUUGCAGAAGAGCACUGGAGUAGAAGCUCGAGCUGAUGAAUGAUCAGGUUUGUGUUGUACCCAAAAUAACUAUUUUGACUUUUUCCAAUUUACCUUUUUUUUUCACCUUGGUAAUUUUAUUUUUAUGACUUUAUAUAAGAUUAUUAGAUGAGUA